This is a messenger RNA of Aphanomyces astaci, 638 nucleotides long. RefSeq lists its product as hypothetical. NCBI's taxonomy places the organism in Eukaryota, Oomycota, Saprolegniomycetes, Saprolegniales, Verrucalvaceae. The transcript has a single exon. The coding region runs from base 187 to 603 and encodes 138 amino acids. The record is from RefSeq and is a predicted model, not a curated record.
AAUAUUAUUAAAAUAUGUAGAUUAUAAAACAGGAAGGAUGGAAGGUUCCUUGGAGGAGGAUGCAAGAACCAAGUGAGGCAACGUGGGAUGACGAAGGUGGACGGCAUCGCAUAUGCACAGUCCUGCUUUGAGGAGACAGUCGACGGACUCCCGUAAACUGGGCGUCCAUAAACUGGGCAUUCGGGGAUGGCUGUACCAGCGGCAUUUGCAUUCAUGCGGGGCGUCGCAUACCUCACGGCAACGUUCGUUGCCGUUGCAUCGUUGUCGUCUGUAAAGCGUGCUACCAUCGAGCCAAACAAAUUUAUACAGAUGAAUCACACAGCGGAUGAAGCCUCAUCAACGCAUCCCCCGACGACCAUCACCGUCCCUGUUCAAGGUGACGAUGAUCAACCAUUUGACCAAGACAAGUACCUCGAAGAUCUCGGGUUUCCAUCCGAGGAAGAGCUGGACAUGCUCUUUCAUGACGCCAUGACCGCGGAAGAGGAGGCCAAUGUUGAAACGCCCCCACCAGUGCUUAUCGUCCAAGCUGUGGGAAACACCAGUGCGAUAACUUCCAUCUCGCUCGUUGCAAUCACAAUAGUCGGGUUGCUGUGGAUCAGUUGACCGCUUAAUCAUCAACAACGAUGCCGUUUACUCAA